CUCUGCUGAAUUCCAGGGAAAAUUUUCUCUCCCCAAAAAGUUUCUUUUCUUCUCCAAUUCUCUCGAUCGGAAAAAGAAAAACGUGGUGAAUCAAAAGAAAGGAUGGGAGAGAAUCUCCGGCGCAACAUUCCGAUUCUGUCUCUGGUUACUGAGGCCUGCAUGUGUGAGUUCACUCGGACUAAUUCGGACUUCUCUGGUUUUACCGUUGAGAGCUCCAGAGAUCGUGCUGGAGAUGCUGAACUGAGGAUAAACAUUAAUCUCUUUUCAUGAACCCCAGCACUCCGACUACACGCAGUCACACUAACGGCAGAUAUGCUUCCACCCCAGUUCUAAUGGAUCCCAAAGGCACCAUCGUCUUUUCCACCAUUAGCAGGCCAAACUAUGGCUUCGAUGUCUUCUUUGUCCAACUAAACCACAUCACUGUCGCCAUUGAGGACCGCCUCACUGAUGGCUGCUCUGUCAACUUCAACGCCCAAUUCGUUGAUGAAGACCAAUCCGUUGUCUUUGUCUCCGAAAGAUCAAGAUCGCGCCGAAUCUAUCUCACUCGCCCUGGCCUACCCAAUCUCGACUGGGCAGCUCUUCACUCAACUGAAAUCGAUGAUAAGGAUAAGAAAAUUACGCGGUUGACCCUUUACGAAGCCGUCGAUUAUAGCCCUACAGUUUCCAAGUCUAGGAAAUUUCUUGUCGUCGCAUCUUAUGGGUCUCGCUUGUGGGGCGGUGAAUUUCACGAGCUCAACAUGGAUAUAGUUGUUUUCCCAAAAUCCGACUUGAGGAUGAUGACGAUGAUUCGAGUGAUGGCAAGGAUGAUGAAUCAAAUGCUGAGAGCGAUUUGUCCGACGAUUCGUUGGCUGAGGUUGAUUCGGACGAUGAAAGCCUCAUCCCCAUCGGUGAGAGCGAAGAUUGCAGACGAAAUUCAUUUCAAAAUUGAAAUUCAUGGGUUUGAGAGUGAAAUUGAAAUACAUGGACUUUACUCUUUAGAAUUACCUUGCUGAAAUGCAUGUAUUUCAUGUAAAUCCAAUUACUUUCUGUUUAGGUGAAAAUAAACAGUGAUAUUGAAU
Molecule: messenger RNA, 1058 nt
Organism: Rubroshorea leprosula
Lineage: Eukaryota; Viridiplantae; Streptophyta; Magnoliopsida; Malvales; Dipterocarpaceae
Source: the annotation of a GenBank genome assembly